UCCCGUGAACUCCACUUCUCAUUAACUUUUCUCCCGGAGACUUCCUAACGGUCAGUCGGUGAGAAACUUGUGUUGCCCUCCAUUCCAUUUUUUAUCUCAGCGGACCCCUGCCCAGCUUUAUCAUGCGUGAGUGCAUCUCUAUCCACGUUGGCCAAGCCGGUGUCCAGAUUGGUAAUGCCUGUUGGGAACUAUACUGCCUGGAACAUGGUAUCCAGCCUGAUGGGCAGAUGCCAAGUGACAAGACCAUUGGGGGUGGGGAUGACUCUUUCAACACCUUCUUCAGUGAAACUGGGGCUGGGAAACAUGUUCCCCGUGCUGUGUUUGUAGACCUGGAGCCAACUGUUAUUGAUGAAGUUCGAACUGGAACCUACCGCCAGCUCUUCCACCCUGAGCAGCUGAUCACUGGCAAGGAAGAUGCUGCCAAUAAUUAUGCCCGUGGACACUAUACUAUUGGGAAGGAAAUAAUUGACAUAGUUCUGGACAGGAUUCGGAAGCUUGCUGAUCAGUGCACAGGUCUUCAAGGCUUCUUGGUUUUCCACAGCUUUGGUGGUGGGACUGGUUCUGGUUUCACCUCUCUGCUGAUGGAACGUCUAUCUGUCGAUUAUGGCAAGAAGUCCAAGCUGGAAUUCUCCAUCUACCCAGCCCCUCAGGUUUCCACAGCUGUAGUUGAGCCCUACAACUCCAUUCUGACCACUCACACUACCCUGGAGCACUCUGAUUGUGCCUUCAUGGUAGACAAUGAGGCUAUCUAUGAUAUCUGCCGCAGAAACCUUGACAUUGAACGCCCAACCUAUACUAAUCUGAAUCGCCUUAUUAGCCAAAUUGUGUCCUCCAUCACUGCCUCUCUCCGAUUUGAUGGUGCCCUGAAUGUUGAUCUGACAGAAUUUCAGACCAACCUGGUGCCCUAUCCCCGUAUCCAUUUCCCUCUGGCCACAUAUGCCCCAGUCAUCUCUGCUGAGAAAGCCUACCAUGAGCAGCUGACUGUAGCAGAGAUCACCAAUGCUUGCUUUGAGCCUGCCAACCAGAUGGUGAAAUGUGACCCUCGCCACGGUAAAUACAUGGCUUGCUGCCUGCUCUACCGUGGUGAUGUGGUUCCCAAAGAUGUCAAUGCUGCUAUUGCCACCAUCAAGACAAAGCGUAGCAUCCAGUUUGUGGAUUGGUGUCCAACUGGCUUCAAGGUUGGCAUCAAUUACCAGCCUCCCACUGUGGUUCCUGGAGGUGACUUGGCCAAGGUACAGCGGGCUGUGUGCAUGUUGAGCAACACCACAGCUGUUGCUGAGGCCUGGGCUCGCCUGGACCACAAAUUCGAUCUGAUGUAUGCUAAGCGUGCCUUCGUGCACUGGUAUGUAGGGGAAGGCAUGGAGGAAGGAGAAUUCUCUGAGGCCCGGGAGGAUAUGGCUGCCCUGGAGAAAGAUUACGAGGAGGUUGGAGCAGAUAGUGCUGAGGGAGAUGAUGAAGGUGAAGAAUAUUAAUUUGUAUGUUUUUCUUUACUGUCUUUUUUCUGUUUUGUGAAAAUGUCCACUGUGGUCAUUAAAUGUCAAUAAAAUUGAUACUUUUAUUUCAGGGGA
Molecule: messenger RNA, 1568 nt
Organism: Sarcophilus harrisii (Tasmanian devil)
Lineage: Eukaryota; Metazoa; Chordata; Mammalia; Dasyuromorphia; Dasyuridae
Gene: TUBA1C
Product: tubulin alpha 1c
Exons: 4
Coding region: 123-1472 (449 amino acids)
Biological process (GO): mitotic cell cycle; microtubule cytoskeleton organization
Cellular component (GO): microtubule; cytoplasm
Molecular function (GO): GTP binding; structural constituent of cytoskeleton
Source: RefSeq, a predicted model, not a curated record